AUGUGGUAUAGAGAAGGUUUUCCGCUGCAAUUAAGUGAGAGAAUUAUUGUUAAGGAGGGUGGCGAGUUAGUCAUCAACAAUGCUCAACUGUCUGAUGCAGGAGACUAUGAAUGCACUGCGUGGAACAUUGCAGGGCAGAGCCAAGCCUCUGUUAAUCUGAUGUACACAGGUAAGACGAUUGUAUAGUAGGUGGAACUUGGUUGCAUGCCAAGUGAAGGUAAAAUGCCGUAAUCGCUCUGAUCCGCAUUCAAGGGGUGGUGGGGGAAGCUUUUAACCCUUUAACUCCCAAGAUCUGAUUGUUGAUUCUCCCUUCUAGCUGCUAAACAUUUUCUUUUAAAGUAGUUGUGAGAAUGUGGUGUCAGAUCAGGAUAACAACUUCUACCUGAUACGUUUGAGUACUCUCAUUACUUGUUUGCUGGAUAAUGUAUGGAUAUUAUAGGGAGAAGUUUCAUGUUAAUCACAUGUGGAAGUUGAAGGGGAGCUUCCAAACUAAGACUUUCGGAGGAGAAGGGAGAGGGGGGAAUGAGGCUUGGCUAAUAAAAAAAGACCUUUGAGAGCCACAGUGUGAGUAAUUUUUCUUCUGCUAAACUCUCGCCCAACUUAAAUGAAGGCUGUGAGCAGAACAAAUUUAUUCUACUGAUAAACACAGACACAGGUUCUCAAAUAUAUUUACAAUUUAUACGAAAACGCUCCUAAGCCGUAAUGAAUAGUAACACUAAAGCAUAGACGUUUGCCCAACGUUAUUACAGCUUCAUUAAUGUUUUGCUUUUUGAUGGUAUUUUUACAUUUUCAGUAGGAGAGGAAAGACAAACUGCAGUUGUAGACAAUGCGUUUUCUUAGAGUGUUUGUUGGGGCUUAAGACACUUAUGUCCAGAAAAGCACGCAGCAACGAAAAUGGCAGAUUUCACGAAAUUUCGUCAAACUGAGUGAAUGUUCAUGUAUUUGAGGAUUUUGGCGAAUGUUUAGUCAAAUUCGUCAAAGCGAAAUUUGACGAUUUUGACGAUUUUUCGCCAUUUUCGUUACUGCAUGCAUUUCUGGACAUAUUUCACCUAACAGAGAAGAAAGCGAGUGAGACCUACUGAAGUAGGACUUACCGGAGUGUCCACAAUGAUCUAGGUAACGUUUUAUCUCGUUUUCUCCGAAGUACCACCCUCGGUGUACGUAGAUCAGGAAGAAGUGACUGCUAACGCUGGUGAGACCAUUACAAUUCAGUGUACAGCAAAUGGUACACCGAGGGCAAAGAUCACGUGGUAUAAGGGACAAGACAAAAUCACUACUAGUAGGCGAAUUGCUGUUAGCAGCCAGGGACAUCUGGUUAUCAAUGCUGUGGAGUUGAAGGAUGGUGGAUAUUACACGUGUCUUGGUAACAAUACCGCUGGGGAAGACUCGGUCACUAUAAGUAUACAAGUGCAGAGUGAGUUGAGAAUUUUUUCCUUGGGGAUUUAGUAGAGAGCUUUCCGAUGCUAAAGAGGGCGAUCAAGGAACACCUGGCAUCGUGACCUCGAGGUUGAGAUCAGAAUGACCGGCCACUCAUGGAGCCAAUGAGAAACGAUGGCCCAGAACAGAGGUCUUUGGCGGACUUUUGUUGACCGUAUAUGCCUUAGGAGGAGCGAUGGGCUUAGAUAGGUAGAUAGAUUUUAGACAGAUAGAUUUCCGAUGCCAGGUGUAGUAAAAUCAAAAUCGAUGUAACAGUAGCAAAGGCCAAUUAGAGAAAAGGGAAAUCUCUCAAGGAGCAUGUGAGAUGUCAAAUUACAUGCAUGCAUCGAUCAAAGCUGAAGUAUACUUGCACAGUCAUGAAACUAACUAAUGUUGGAUUAUUCACUGGACGUUUGCCUGCCAAUGAAUCCGAAUACUUUUCCUGAGCAGUCUUGGUCACGGCGUAAACACCUUACCAUGGGAGCACGAACUUGCCUCAACUUUGGAUCCUCCCCUGGGUCUGUUGAAACGAGACGAUCACCAAAAUCAUUUCUUGAGGAGAGUGACUGUUUCAUUGAGUUUUUCUUUAUUUUUACAGUUCCUCCACGCGUAUCAGUCGACUAUGAUGAGGUUCCUGUGAUUCUUGGAGAAACAUUGGUGUUACAGUGUGCAGCAGUCGGUGUACCAAUGCCGACCAUCACAUGGGUGAAGGAUGAUAAGCCCCUGAGGUCAAACGACAGAGUCAACAUCACUGAUGAUGGAGCACUGAUUAUAGGGGCUGCUAUCCCACAGGAUGUAGGAGAGUAUCAUUGCGUUGGGAGAAGUCCAGCUGGAACAGAUAGAGCGCUAGUUACUCUUUGGGGAGAAGGAGGUUUGUGUAUGAAGGGAGUGUAUUUGAUUUUAUAAAGAAAAUUGAUAGCUGAUCGUAGCGAUAUGCCGGAAAUUUGCCAUGACACGAAGUUUAUUUCAUUACAAGAUGUUAUCAUAUUUCUCAUAUUUCUCUACGGGAAAGAAGAGCCCUCUUAAAUUUGCCUCGCUCCCAAUGUGAGGCUUCGUAACUCAGUAGGUAGUUGUGCCCAACUAGUAUCCGGGAGGCCUGGGUUUGAAUCCCGUCGAAGCCUCAGUUUGUGUGCUUGUACAACUCCCUCACUGAAAAUAACACCAAACUUAUUGGAAUAUGUUCGCGGGCAACUAGCGUAUUCAACGAGGAUUCCACUUUUCCUCUGUGUCAAUUAAUCUAUCAUUCUACGUUCCAGUUCCUGCAAGUAUAACAACUCGACCUUCAGAUAAAACAGUUACCUUUGGCGGUAAUGUAACAUUCACUUGUCGAGCGAAAGGAGUGCCUCAACCGCGCGUCACCUGGCAGAACAGUUUAGGAAUUGCCGCUGACACCGAUCCUCGAGCCACAGUUCUGCCGUCAGGUGACUUGUUCGUACAGGAUAUAGAACUCAAGGAUGCAGGGAGAUACGUGUGCAAUGCGGAGAACAGUCUGGGGAGAGAUUCAGCUCAAGUCGCCCUCAUUCUCACGGGACUCAGUAAGUUUGUUAUAUUUAUUUUAGUAUAAGGCUAUUUCCUAUCAGUUCUUUAGCUGUCAUUGAAGUCUAGUGCACAGGCCACUAUGCGUAUCACAGGUAAUAAGAAGCAAUCUUUAAUUUUAAUAUGUAUGACCUCGGGCUGCAGCUUCUUAUGCAGCAAUUUUCUUGCCAAAAUUAGAAUCGGCGUAUAAUGCAACGAUCUUCUCCAUUGGGGAGAAACACUGUGCAUGAAGCCAAAGAAAGAUUUCUCUAUUUAAAGAUGGUCGUUUUUCUGUGACAUACAAAAUUACCAACAACUCAAAGGAAGCUUCGAAACAUUAGCUUUGUAGGAUUAAAUUUUAAAUUACACCCAAUUUUUCAGGAAAUACAAUCUGUGACGCAGAUCACCUUGUAAGUUCUUGUUGAAGUUGCAAAUGAUGUGUCCUACUAUUGGAAGUUUAUUUUUUUCAGUUGGAGUGUGUUCAUUGUACUUCAUUUUUAUUCCCUCAGCACCACCUACAAUUAUCAAACCAGACACGACCACCAUAAUUACCGACAGAGGUAAAACAGUUAGACUUCGGUGCCCUGCAAUUGGUAACCCUCGGCCCACUAUCACUUGGCAGAAGAACCGUCGGUCGAUUUCCAUGGACGGCAUCAAGUUCAAACAGAUAGAUGACGGGUCGCUGGUGGUCAGUUCAUUAAUACCUUUUGAUUCGGGAACUUACCUAUGCACUGCAAAGAACCCCACUGGCCAAGAUUUUCUUAUCCUCACCCUUUAUGUGUACAGUGAGUGUUAAAGUUCAUUUUGGUUCGUAUCCUGUUACGAUUAAUCAUCUCUGUAGCGGCUUUAGUGAAAUAUUACCAACUUAUUAAGGGGGAUUUCGACUGAGUGUCCUAAAAUCAGAACCAAAGUAAUGAAUGACCAUUGAAAACAGGGACAUUGCUGCAAAGAACCAGCGAGAACUGCAUCCAAUCGGUUGGGAGCCGAGUGAUGCUGGUUUUCCAAUCACAGAGCGAAAUAAAGCAAAACCAUUGCAAUCCCACAUUGAUUUGAUACUUAGUCGAAAAACACUCUUGUUUGUUAGUUAAUUUUUCACAGUUUUCCAUAAUUGGCGAACUCAAACAAUUGUUCGUAGUUUCAGCGCUGAAAACUUAAAAAAGGUAGACGAAACAAUUAGGGACCUUAAAGAAUCAUCAGGGUAUGGCUCGUAACUUCCUUCUUCGUCUCAUUUAGUUUCCCCAGAGAUUAUUAGACCGCCGCCAAACCUGACUGUAGACGUGGGAGACUCCAUACUGAUGGAAUGUGUUGCAAGAGGUUUUCCUAUUCCAAGUAUUCGUUGGUUCUUGAACAAUAAACCUCUUCCAUACAAUGGUUCUGUGAUUGAAAUAGCCAGCUUAUCUUUACAACAUACUGGGGUGUAUCUAUGUGUUGCCGAGAAUAUGGCUGGAAAUGACACUGCUACUGCGACGCUUUCUGUCAUGGGUGAGUACCUAUAAAAUUAUGUGCUUAGGGACCACUCAUUAUUUUUUGCCUAGGAGCAGGGCGGGGGGGAGGGAAUCACGUGGUUUUCAGGGGGAACGGAGGGAGAAUCAGUCAUUGCAAACAGAUUAUAAAACGAAGACUAUUGAACAUUGACUGCCAAUUAACUGCCAAUGCCGGGGAGGGUCAUAAGAACAUUAUAUAUUAUUGAGCCUUAUGGAUUCUCCUCCCCCUCCCCCCCACCACGCCGUCAGAAUAAAGUGUCUCUUAAAAGAACAAUGCACAGUUCACUCGACUAGGGUUGGAACCACUGGGUGUGAAGUCCAGCCUGUUAAUCAAUAUUCAUGCAUGCAAUCGUGUCUUCCUCAAGUACCUAAGCGUUACAUCACUUAGAGCGCCUUACGUUAAACGUGUGAGGUGAGGUAAAACCAAAACCAAAGUAAUCACAAGAGCCAGUCAGAAGAGAGGAAAAUACCUUUAAGAGCCAAUGGCAACUUAAAGGAGAAACAACCAAACUGGUUAUUUAAAGCGGGAAAACGCGGGCGACCAAGUAAUAAUCGUUUUUAGUUUGACCUCUGAUUGGUUGAAAGAGUGGCGCGAGUUUUCUGGACCAAUCACAGAGAGAACUAAAGUAAAACCAAUGCGGUCUCGUAUUACUUUCGGUACUCAAUUGAAAAUGCUCUACCAUAUACUCCUGUAUUGUAUUUAUUGGCAGCUUCACCCAGUAUAGAGCCCAUAUCUCCUGUGAAAGUUACCUCUGAACGUUGGACGGAAUUGAAGUGUAAUGUAAGUGGAAACCCAAAGCCCAAACUGACUUGGCUACGACAAGAUGUUCCCAUCGGUGCGAGCAACCCGAAGUAUCUCGUUCUACCGUCGGGAAGUCUUCGUAUUUUCGAAGUAAAACCAUCGGACAGUGGAACAUACACAUGUGUGGCCUCCAAUCCGCUCGGUGUGGCUCGGCAGCCAGUGGAACUCUUUGUGCAAGGUGAGAAGAAGAACUUUCUUUCCUUGAGAUGGUUUGUAUGGAGGUGGCCUGGAAGUAAAAGUUUCUUUAGAUGGACAAACGACAAAGAGGCGGGAAAAACUCCGAGGGGAACAAGGAUAAUCAACCCUUAACUCCCAUGAGUGACCAAGAUAGAAUUUCUCCUCACCAUUUCAAUGCAAUAUUAAUUAGACAGGUAAUGAGAAUAAAGAAAAACAUCACUUAGGUAAUUUAGCUGAUCCAAUACCAAAUUCUUCAAAUUAACAUCAUAAGAAUUAUAUGGCAGACAGUAAGGAGAAUUACUAAUGAGAUCUUGGGAGUGAAAGGGUUAAAGAUGAAAAUGUUAGGAGGGAUAGAAAUGACGCACCUGAAACAUUGCCUAAAAUUACAAUAUCCGGAAGCUUUCCUUUUUCCUUGCAGUUCCACCCGAGAUUAUUAAGCGUCCUCAAAAUAUUUCCAUCAACGAGGGCGACACCAUAAUUUUGGAAUGUGAAGCGCGUGGGUUCCCUGUGCCACGGAUCACUUGGUACCGGAAUGGUAGUACUGUGGUGGCUAAUAUUUCGCUGGUGGAGAUCACCGAAGCUAGAAAAUCAGAACACGAAGGGAUGUAUCGCUGUGAGGCUGAGAAUCCGGCUGGGAAUGUUACGGCUAGUGCUUGGGUUGCAGUGAAAGGUCUGUACAAUGCAAACUACUAUAACUUUGAAGUGUUUAGCUGUAGUGCUACUGACAUACGUUUCGCAGUUUAGGAAAAUUCAGUUUAGUAAAAUUUUGAAAAAUUUUCGAAGCUACUGAAGUUUAUCAUCAGUAUACUUAUGCUUUAUGCUUUUUCAACGAAACACGAUAUUUGAUUUACUUGUUCUUAAUUUGUAAAGACAAUUGUAAGCAGCUGAAAUUGGAAAAAAAAGAUUUGAAAAGAGUUUAUGCGCGGUCAUGACAUAUCGCAUUAACUCUUUAACUCCAAUGUGUGACCAAAACAGAAGUUCUCUUUACAAUUUCAAGACAAUGUCAAGCAGACAAGUGAUGAGAAUGAAAAGAAAUAUCAAUAAGGGUAUUAGUAGUUGAUCCAAUACCAAAUUCUUCAAACUAACAUUAUGAGAUUUGUGCGGCAGACAGUAAGGAGAAUUACUAAUGAGAUCUUAACAGCGAAAGCGUUAAUCCACUGGAAUCUUGUCCUCAGUUGAAAUGUUUCCUUCAUUUUCUUUUGCUUAGGAGCUAGAUGUUGCCCUUGAAAUGCACAUUUUUGCUUUAUUUCUAUGUUUCGUAGGAGAAGACGAAAACGUUGCCCAAACAGGAGGGCCAGGUAAUAUUUAAUUUGUUACAAAUUUUUUUCUUAUCAAGAUCAAAGGCUUAAAUAGCAGACUCUCAUUAAUAGCGCUUCGGCACGAAGGAAAGUAUGAUGCCUCGAGCAAAGCACGCCAGCGAGAGGUCUUCAAACGGCCUGGCGCUAAUAGUGCCAGACCCCGUCAAACCUCUCCCCAACUACCACAGUUUCUUUAGAAACUCACCUCUUUACUCUCCCCAACUCGUCUCCAAUCUUCCCGCGGGCGGAAAAAUGCGCGUCCAGCAGCGUUUGUGAUGAGGGCUGCUCGGGCUUCUCGGUCAUCUUAUUCUGAGCCUGACGCUUUUGUUAUUAUUAAUUCUAAAAUUUUAUCGAAGACUUGUCUCAUAAUAGUCAUAAAUAAACGUUCCAAGGAUACAGUGAUAAAAAGAAAGAAAAAAAAAAACUUUGUUACAUGCUCCGUUUUAACAGCAUCACCAAAGGUCUCCCAGAGAGAGUGUGGUUGUCCGAAAAUACAGAUUUGACUGUGUUUGUUAAUAAUUGACCUACUUAUUUCUGCAGAGUUUGUGGAUACACCUCAGGACACCAUAAUAGAUGAAGGUGCAACUUUUGUAUGGGACUGUACAGCCACAGGAAAACCAACCCCUGUGUUAUUUUGGGUAAAGGAUGGACAGCCUGUGGAUCAGCUUGAGCAUUUCAGUGUCCUGGCUAAUAACAGUCUGGUAAUUAGAGGUGUUAAGUCUGAAGAUGGAGGACAGUAUCGGUGUCGGGCCGAUAAUGGCGUCAGUACUCGCGUUGUUCAAGCAACACUCACAGUUCGAGGUGAGAUUCUUUUUCCGUUUUUUUCGUUUGAUACAGCUACAACCAGUUGCAAAAAUGUUGAGACACUCUCUCUGAAUAAGAAAACAGCUUUCCCACUAAAAUCGAUAAUCGAUAAAACUAAGGUUUUCCCAAAGAGAUCAGCCAGGAUGUUUUUUUCACUUUUUUAAAUGAUUUGGUCAUAGUCUUGAUUAAAUUCUUCAAUAUUAAAAAAUGAAAAUGUUAUCGUUAAAAAGUGCUUUAUAUCAAUCGUAUUCUUUUCGUUGUCUGUGACUCUUCCUUUGUUGUUGUUGUUAUGAUAAGAUUGCUAUUAUUUUUUAAAUUUAUUCUUCUUUUUCAUAGUGAAUGGGAAUUGGAGCAAGUGGCAAGAGUGGGGUCUUUGUAGUAGUUCGUGUGGAUCUGGGUUCCAGUUUCGAUUCAGGUCAUGUGAUAAUCCUGCGCCCAGUAACGGCGGUAAAUUUUGCUCAGGGAAUGAUGUACAGUCGCAGCUCUGUAAUGUGAAAUCCUGUCCGGGUAAGUGCAAUGAGAUCUGUCAUUGUCGUGCUACUUUUACUGAAGGCUUGUUUGAUCAGAGGUCCUAACUUAAGGCAUAAGUAUAAACACGCACCCAAGCAAGUGGAGGAUUGCAUGAGCCAAGAACGAGAACAGCUACAUGUGACAUUCAUAAAGUGCUCUUCUGGUGGUUUAGCCGGUGUUAAAGUCGUGUAAGUACGAACACAUGGGGAGACGUAAUCUUUGGUGUAUGGAUUGCCUGUUGCUUUUUAAAUCAGAAACGAAACAUUCAAGACAGUAGAAAAAGGUGUGACUCUAACAUAACAAGAUUUUUCACAAGAAGGCUACAAAGCUCCCGGGUUUACUAGUAGGGUGAUUAAAAAAAAAAAAAAAAACUCGUAGCGCCAUUAUACAAAGAGGUCAAUACAAGCGACGUAAAAAGUGAUUGUAAAUACUAUUUUUCGUAGUAUUUCUCUGGCUUUCUUUUGCUCAUCCUUGUAAAGGUAAAACACGCAUAGUCGCGCUAGAUCCAGUAUCCGCUGCAUAAAGCCUUUAGCAUUAUUAGACUCUAGUGUAGCCAAGGUUACGACGAAGGUUUUUCGUCAGGUAUUUUGACAGUUCGUUGUUAACCAUUUAUUACACCGUGGUCAAACGUCGGGCAUGCGCGAUGGGAUCUAUUUUGGCCGCCCGCCCUCCAAUUUCCCGCCAAAAAUUUCUUAAGGAAACGUUGGAAACGUCGCGCAUACUAAGCGAAAAUAAAAUUGAAAUGUUCAGAAAUGUUUCGGUAAAAAAAAGCAAAACUUGAACAAAACUUUUGUUUAAUUACAGGCAUCCAGUUAAUUUAUUGAUUUGUUUUGGAGUUUAUUAGAAAAAAAGUCGUACGAUUUUAAAACACCCUGACUUUGUAGCUCGCGUGGUUGGUUUUAACUCUUGUGAGAAAACUUGGUUCUGACAACGUGAAAGUACGCCACGUAGUUAUUACAACGGUAACACAACUGUGUUACCACAGAUUCUCUGGUAGAAAGAGGCACAGGGAGAGUAAAUUAAGUGUCUUACGCAAGAACACAACACAAGGCGCUAGCCAUCGGGCAACUUUCUCUGCCACUCAUCUUCAUGCUUAUACUUUUCGCCAUUCGCUUUUUAUUCUUGGAUGUUCUUUUUCAGUGGACGGAAACUGGUCCACGUGGACCGAAUGGACACUCUGUUCAAAAGUUUGUAAUGGCGGUGAACAGACUCGGUCCCGAGAGUGCAAUAACCCAGCCCCACAGCACGGCGGUAAUGAUUGCUUGGGAGAUAAGCAGGAAACAAGACCCUGUAACCUUUUCGCAUGUCCUGGUAAUACAAUACCUGUGAAAGAUUUUCUUGUAAUGUAGGUUUUACGUGCAUAACUUACGUGGCAGACAGUUCAGGGACGCAGGAAAAGAAAGCAUUUCUGAAUGUACGACAAAAUAAUAAUAACCACUUUGGAUUAAAAAAAAGGAAAACGUCCGACCGUGAGUGUAGGCGAUAACUUAACGAGGUCUUUGACAAAUGAUAAACAACCUCUUACGUGCAGAAGGAUUACACCUCGUAAUCCUACGCUCUUUCAAAGUUGUAUUCCUUCUUUUGGUUUUCAUGCUGUGCAGACAGGGCCCUAUUCGUUGAAAUUACAAUCGUAAGCGUUAACAAGCUGCCCCCACCAAGCUGUCUUCAUUUUCACCACGGCGGACAACACAUUGCUUGAGAGGAAUGCGUGCAAAUUAAUGGCGCUUGAUGUGGUUUUGUUCGUUGUCACCCGCAAAAGGAGUAAUUAUUAAGUGAUAACCUCUUUUUUAGAUGGCGUCGGAGUCGUUAUCGGACAAGUUCACGGAACCGUGAAUAACGUGAUGUUACCAACCCUUUUCCUAUUGGCUAACCUCACUGAGACACCAACCAAUGAGACUCAAGUAUCGUGUUCUAUCAGCGGACUCCCUGGACCAAUCAGAAACUGGCUCAAGACAUUGUCAACUCCAUUAACCGCCCCAAUCUACUGGGCUACAGCGGAAGAGAAACCUAAUGCGGAGAAUGGUCUUACCAUCACAAAAGGGCGCUUUGUGUACAAGACUUGGGUGCAUUUUAGCUCAGGGGAAACCAUGCUUAUUGAACACGAUGGAAAAGGGGUUAAUGAAAAGGGUGUGUUUGUGGUGGAUGUGGACAUCAAAGGAAAAACGCCUAAGAUUGCAUCUAAUGCUGAAGUCAAAUUUCCGGACUUUGCAGAAACGUUUGUUCAGACGGGCGUUGGAGAAAUAAGCUCUGCAUUACAGUAAGUUUCUUUUGUAACCUUCCUAUUUCAACUUCAAAUUAUCAAUGUGACUUUUUUCGUUUAAGAUGUUAGAGUCCAAACUCCGUUUACUGCUUUGUACAGGAAGUAUUAAAUUGAAUGCAUUUGAGUGGAAAGAAAUCUUUUGAACAGUCUUGAACUCCAAAAACAAAAUGAAACAACAAGUUUAAGUUAACGAAAAUUCAAACUUAACAACAUAAAGAUGAAAAAGUAAAACCAGUGUACUUGUCGACUUCAGAUUCAAUUUCAAGGUCUUUGAACAUGAUUGGUGAAACGAUGAGAAUAUGAAACUAAGGAAGGGAAAAGGAACAGAGAGUUCUAUUCAAAAUUAUUACUCCGGAAACUUUGGAAAAUUUUCACAAUUUUCUCGACUGGUGGUCAGACACGCUUAGUGCUAUGUGUCGAGGAAAUAAUCGUUCAAGGAAAAGGGAAAAGCGGUGCGCGAAAAUAGUCAGUGCAGACGAGCAAAAAAGCAACGCGUGAAAAAUGGUAGGCAAACGCACGCGCGGUGACUUAGGUUGUCAGGGAAGCGGCUGCCGAACGACGGAGAGUAUCGAAUAGGCUAACUGUUGACUCUCGUAAGAGCCGUUUUAGUUUAAGACCCUUUUUAGUUUGUCUCCAAAAAUUGUGUGCCUUCGCACGCAUUCAUUUAAUUUAUCCAAUCGUUGUCUUUUUCGCAGGCGGGUAAUGAAUGUGAACGGGAAGCCUUUCCCUUUCUCGUGUAAUUCCUCCAUACUUUAUUCCUCUGAUGAUAAGAAGCGAAUCAGGUCGCUGUCUCAGACCGUCCAAGUUUCUGCUGUGGAUUACAGCUUUCCUCAGUCUGAUACGCUGAAGGUAGAUAUGAGGUCAUCUAUUCAGAGAGGUACGUACGCUGUCAUUUCUCUGCGUUUAUGCUAAAAUCACCCUGGAGUGCAGUUAACUCGUUGUGGCUGACUUGGAAAGUGAUAAAAUGUUCGGGUUAGAGGGAGAAUUGGAGUCAUCUGGGGAUGAGGAGAAGUGACUGACACGAGUAAUGAUUGUGUGUUUAAUGGGAUUCAUCAAACAGCAAGGAUUACAAGUGGAACGAUGGUUUGUUAACGAAACCAAGCAACAGGAAAGAAACAAGUGAUUAAAGAAACUACAAUACCUUCUAAUAUUGAUGAUAGUUACUUCAAGCUUGCAGGAUCUUUGAGUCAUGAGAGUUCGAGCUAUUUUAAGUAAAAUCACAAUUAAUGCAUGUAACAUGAUGGAGAAAAAUAGAGAAAAUCAAUGGUUACCUAAGUUACCGCGUGAUUCCAGUUACAAGACGGUAAGAAUUACUAACAGUCAAGUGUAACGUCAGUCUUUUUUCCCUUGUUACAGCAUCAGUAUCCGAUCAAUGUACAGAAGGUUUGGCUGUUCAUCCCACAAGUCAGUUUUGUGAAGGUAAAGCUUUCGUUAGAGCGUAUUCUUAUUGAGCUCUGUGCGACCAAAAUUAAUGUUAACAUAAUGGCCGUUGGGAAAAAUGGUUGAUAUUAAGGUGACAGUUGGCACACCGCCUGAAGCGCGGGAAAACGCAAAUGACCAAGUCGCGUUUGCUCUUACCUUCGAAUGUUAUUGGUUGAGUGGGUGAUCUGCGGACCAAUCGCGGAGCAAAAUGAAGCAAAGCCAAUCCGAUCCUAGGUUACGUUUGACACUCAAGUGAUAAGUUCCGAUGUCUAUUGUUGCUUACUUUUCUCAACAUCGACUUUGGCGCUUGUAAUUGUCCUUGUUGUUUUCGGUUAACUGGUCGUGUGGUCAUAAUUUUGUUUUUUGAUGGACGAAAGAUCAUUGCGGUUACGGUUAUAAACACAACUUAACCUUUUAACUCCCAAGAUCUCAUUAGUAAUUCUCCUUACUGUCUGCCAUGUAGUUCUUGUGAUGUUAGUUGGAGAAUUUGGUAUUGGAUCAACUAAUAAUCCCCUAAUUAAUAUUUUUCCUUAUUCUCAUCACUUGUCUGCUCGAUAUUGUAUUGAUAUUGAAAGGAGAAAUUCUUUUUUGGUCACUCAUGGGAGUUAAAGGGUUAAGAAGUUGUGAAAAUUCUUGCAAAACCGAAAGGAAAUGUUUUUCCCCGCUUUAUUGCCACAAAUGUUUUUUUUAUUAACAAAAUUAGUCGACAAUUUGACUGGGGAACGCUGAUAAAAUUUCUCCCAUUUCACUCUUCAUAAAAACGAUUGUCUCUUUUUUCCUUUUAAAUUAAUCAUUCAGUGAUGUAUUGAAUGCUGUCCUUUUGUUCAUUGUUUAGAUAUCGAUGAAUGUGCUGCUGUUCCUCGAGUUUGCUCUCAUUUUUGUCAAAACUUUUUUGGAUCUUUUCGUUGUUCCUGCCCUGGGGGUCAUGCUCUCUCCUCAGACAAUAAAACUUGUGAAGGUUAGUUAUUCUUAAAUAAUGUGUGACUUGUCUCUUCACGGCGUACUUCGUGUGUUUCAGAAGGGUGGGGAAGGGGAGGGAAGGGGAGGGAAGGGGAAGGGGGAGGGACUGUUCACUUACUUUGUGUAUUUCUGUAAGGUGGGGGAGGGGGAAAGAGGUGAUGGGUAAUUUUCCUGGAUAUGAUCUUUUAUGGUGUACAAUGUUUUCUUUUGAGAAGGGUAGUUCAGCUUUGAAGAAAAAAUCGUCCUAUCCACACAUCUCUCACCAAUUUAGUCUUCCAUCUGUCGCAAGUUUGUGUGGGCUGGCCCAGCAGGGUUCUACGGGGUAUUUCUUGGUUAACAACACCAAUCAACCCUGAAGGACCUACGCCUCGUUUCCAGAGAACAUCCUAGAAAAUUUAAUGCUAUAAACCCUAAACUUGAUAUGCAUAUUCUCCCUACUGUUCUCCUUACAUUUCCUAUAAUACUGUCAUAGAGAAUUUGUUCAACAAUUAAGAACUUCUCUGGUUGAUGGUGAUCAUUUCCUUUAUUCUCGUGGCCUUAAUGUUUGAUUCAAGAGGGAUACGGUGAGGAGAAAUAAUGUGCCAAUCACUCUCAGGAGUUAAAGGGUUAAAUGAUUGUUUAUUCAUAUUAUUAUGCUUGUAAUUACUUCACACAUCCGUGCAUAACCCCUUAGAGACAAAAUUUCUUAAUCUUUUCUUCCAGAUGUGGACGAAUGCAGUCUGGGUACUGCUUCGUGCCCUUCAGGUGAAGAAUGUGUCAACACUGCUGGCUCAUACCGCUGUCGUGUUAAGUGCGCCGAAGGAUUUCUAAUGACUGCGAAUGACACCUGUGUCGGUAAUGUUUGUGCUUCUCUAGUUUGACCUUGCGCGCAUGUCAGCACAGCUAUGACAAAACAGCUAUGUUUUCGCGAGGAAAAUUAAAAUAUUUAAUAACACUGGAAAAGGGAAAGGGGGAAGAAAUAGUAGGAUGUAAAAAGAAAAUUAGGAGUUAUUUAAAUUGUAAUUGUCUCAACAGUCUUGUCAGAACGUGACGUUCACCCACUAAUGAGAAGAUUAGCUUGGAAAGUUUGGAAUUAUCUUUGAGUGAUUUGGCUCUUGUUUUUCUAUCUGAAUGUUUCUUUCUUUUUUUUUCUCCUCUCUCAGAUGUGAAUGAGUGCGAGUUUGCGAAUUCAUCGGACUCUCUUCACCGGAAUGAUCCAUGUUUACAUCGGUGCGAUAAUCUGCCAGGAUCCUACAGGUGUUAUUGUAAGGACGGAUAUCACCUGAAGGGAGACCGAUGUGAAGGUUUGAAAAAUAUUAUUUAGUUUUGUUACGCAGCAAAGCCAUACGUGAUCUGACAAUAAUUAAAACGUGAACCAAUGAACACACUUGAUCGACCCCUGGUUUCUUAUUUUAAGGAAGCAUCAUUUAUGAUGGUAAUUGAACUGAGUGGAGUGAUUUUAGUAGAGCUUCCUCAUUGGCUGGGAAAAAGAUGGAAUGUAGAGCAAAAAAAGAGCGAUUCGUGAAUAAAUCGCACCUAUGAGAGCCAAUCAGAUUGAAAGGAUCAUCAGUGGUUUAGAAAAUGGAUGUGAUAAAAAUCGGCAAUCAGGCGUCCCUCACUAGACUAAGAGUAUGCCGUGGACACUGUCCAUAGCUUUUAAUCUCCCAGAACGAAAGAAUCGUACCUCAAUAGCACAGACAUCAUUAAAAUGAUAACAAUAAAGUGAAUAUGAUCAGCAGUUCAUUGCAGCAGCGAGGUGAUUUGGGAGAACCAAUCUACCCGUCCCAACUAAAUAUAAAUUCCCUGCUUUCUGUAGGUUUUGUAAGUCAUUAUUAUUAAAGAAAAAACCUUUAGUACGAUGGAGUAAGAGGAUAUAAAAGGUUGUGUUCAAAUUUAAAGGUGUCAUUACAAAGGGGAUUAAACGUCAAGUUCUGUUGCUCAGUUUUCAGGGAUUGUUGGGCGACGCCUCAUUCAUUAAAACUGUAAUGGGGAUGCAUAUGAAUCUGGGAUUUUUUGUUUUUGCUUUACUCCACUCUAUGAUUGGUCCAGAAAACUUGUACCAUUCUCUCGAUCAAUCACAUGCAAAGCUAAAAACCAAUCGCGACUUGGUCGCCAGCGUUUUCCCGCGCUUUAGGCAGUUGACUUGUUUGAACUUUUACUAAGUUCUCAUUGGCUCUUAAGGGUAUUUCCCUUCCAUUUGAUUGGCCGUUGUGAUUACCUUGGUUUUGACGCAACAAUACUCAAUCAGAAUUUGACCUGUUUAACGCAUAUGCUUACAGACAUUGAUGAGUGCGGCACCAGGCUGUGUGACCAUGGAUGUGAGAACACCGAAGGUGGCUACAGAUGCUUCUGUUUUCAAGGAUAUCGCUACGUAUCUGAAAACCAAUGUGUGGGUGAGUUAAUGCCGCUUGAUGAUUAUUAAGGUGAAAAUGUUAUAACUGAAUGUCUUUACGGCACGUUUUAAAACCUUUUAACCAUUAAGACUGACUAGCAUCUAAUUUCCCUUUACAAUAUCAAUCCUACAUCAAACUUUAGGCCACGAAAUUAACGGAAAUGAUCACCAAUUAAAGAAAUUUUUUUUUCAGCGUCUUAAAAAAAUUGUAAAGAGAACGGUAUGAAGAUUAUGCAUACUGUUGUAAGUGUGUAAAGAGUUAAAAAGGGUAACGCUGUGGAAAAUCAAUGUUUCUCAUGUUGUUGUUUUUUUUUAUUCUCGUCAAGAUGUGAACGAGUGUGCCGAGAACAGCACUCUUUGUGGCAAUCUUCAUUGUGUGAACUUACCCGGUAGCUUUCAGUGUUUAGGAAAGUGUGACGUGGGCUUCAAAAGAACCAUGGAUGAUAAGGAGUGUGUGGGUAAGACCUAUUUUGCUUAAAUAAUAACUGUUCAAUCUCAUCUUGGGCUGUUUACAGCAUCUACACUAGGUUUUCCCCGACCAGUUUGACACAUUUGUCUCUUGUCUAGGAUAUUGAAUUUUUCGAACAUAAAUUUGCUGAAGUUGCUAAUUUGAUCUGGACCCAGGUGCAGGAAAUUGUCGAUGGUUCAAAGGGUGACCAAGACAUAAUUUCUCCUUACAAUAUGAAGCAGACAAUUGAUGAUGAGAAUAAAGAAAAAUAUCAAUUGGGGGAUUAUUAAUUGAUCCAAUACCAAAUUUUCCGAAUUAGCAUCGUAAGAAUUGACUGGGAAGCAGUCAGGAGAAUUACUGAUUAGAUCUCGGCAGUGAUAGGGAUAACCAGUUUUCUGGACAAGCCCACUUACCAGGGAAAAAUCGGCAGUGUUAAAACGUCUCAACCAUUUUUUGUUCCAGGGUCUAACUAUUUAUUCUCAGUACUGUCCUUCCUACAUUUCGUAUAAGUUUGGCUGUGAGAAUUUGGAGUUAGAUCACGAAGGAUCCAUUCGUUGAUACGAAACUUCCUGUUCGUCACAUUUUUGAUGGAAAUUAUAUUAACCUUCUAAGGAAAAAUUCUUCUUUGGUUACAAGCUGAGAGUGAAAGUAUCAACCCUUUAACCUCUGAAGGUGACUAGCAUCUAAUUUCUCACAAAUGUAUCACUGCUGAAUGAGAGAGUAGGCUCGUGAGAAUUAAGGAAAUGAUCAUAAACUUUGAAAGCUCUUGCUUUUUCAUUAAAUUCUCUUUGUCAGUGCCAUAGGAAAUUUAUAAAGGACAGUAUGGAGAAUGUACAUGCUGAUGUUAGGGAGGGUAAAAGUUUUCACAGCCAAGUAGUUGGACUAGUUUUAUUUCAGAUAAAGUGUUAGUCAUAAAACCGUCUUAACUUUAGAAUAUAUGUCUUUUCAUCAUUACCGGUCGUAAGCCUAUCUUUUCGAACAAUAUUUGGAAAAAUAAAUAUAGUCUUACAAUUAUCAAAUACAAAUUUAAACCUCUGAAAAAAAAUUAAGUAGGUAAUAGAUCAGAGAGACCUUUCUCAGUAGAUGCAGUAAAUCAGUGUCAGUGGAAUCCUUUUACCUUUGCAAGAAAAUUUGAACCUGCGAAAGUCGCCGUAUUUCCACCAGUUGCCUCUCUCUGCGCAGACGUAUCGUUUCGCAGUAAAUUAAAAUUUCAAUUUACAUUUCUUCUUGAAUUUCGUAUAUUUUUAGAUCUUGAUGAGUGUGAUGAAGGCCGACACAACUGUCAAAACCAGUCAAACCAGAUGUGCAUGAACACAUAUGGCAGUUUCUACUGUGUAUGCCCCAGAGGGUAUUCAGCCAAGACGGUCAAUUCACCUUGUGAAGGUAAGAACAGUGCAAUGCAACGUUGAGUGACUGCAACUUGUUAGCUGUUUCUCCAAAUAAAAUGGAAACAAAAAGCACAUGAGGUUUAAACAUAGGAAGACUUGAGUGUUUGUUGUCAUUUGUGCGUCAAAAAGAAAACAGCAUCAGGCGACUUUGAUAUGUUAUUUUUGAUGCUUUCAACGGUUUGAACACCAAUCCUUAUCGCCAAAGUUGUCAUCGUUAGUCGAAUUUUGUUGUGGCAGAAGAGUAUCCCUUAUAAGUGUCAGUUUAGCUUCUAAAGGUUGGUUUGCGAUGACUAGAGGACUUUUCAAGUUGGCUCGAUUUUAUCGCUGUUUCACUUUCCUGUAGGGAGUGCUUGUACACUAAAAACUCUCUGGAAGAGAAACCUCCUCCAGUGCUUUAUACCACAGUUCUGAAGCAGCUACUGUAUAAUAACUAUUGUACAAAUUAGCUAAUAAAUAAUUUCUUGGUAGACGUGGAUGAAUGUAAGCAGUUUCAAGGCAUUUGUGAGCAUCAGUGUGUUAACACUAUCGGCAGUUUCGAGUGUCGAUGUCCUGGUGGUGGUAUCCUGAAUCCCGAUCAACGAACCUGCUCAGGUAAGGACAUACAACAAACAUUGUUCAACCCUGGUAUCAUCGUGAAUUUGGAAGUGAUCUUCGCAAUAAUGCACUCUACUUAAGCCGUAGUGAAAAUAAGGCCUGAGAAAAUUAAGGCCUGUACGGGAUUUGAAGCCAUGACCUCUGCGAUACCCGGUGCAGUGCUUUCUGAUAUCAUUAGUGUCUACUUUUGAGUUGGAUUCAAUUCACUUCUUUCUUAUUCUAUAAACACACGCAGUCCUCUGAUAUUGCUGAGCCUUGCAAUACGCAGAACGUCUGUCACACAUGAACCUAAUAAUGGCUUUGCCCAUUGUAGAAUUUCUUUUGCUCAGUAGUAGGGCGCUGGAGUGCGAAAUAUAAUGGUCUAAGGAUCGACUUCCCAUGAGGACUCGGAAUCCUUUUUUCUUUGUACCACGCUGGUAACAGGACGAAAAAAACUACCAUCUUGUUUUGUGUUUUUUUGUUUGUUUUUUUAUUGAUUUGUUUCAACGUAAGUGGAUACCAAGAUUUGAUUUUUGAUCUUGUAUUACAACAAGGGGUACAAACGAUCCCAAACUUGUCUCACAGGUGUAGACGGGUGCGCCCUUGAAAAGUUAAGUUGUGAACAACAGUGUGACUUUACUGCACAAGGAUACAAGUGUUCCUGUUCGCGUGGAUACCGACUUGCUGACAACAAGCAAGAUUGUGUGGGUACGAAAUUAACAGAUCAAAAUGUUGUAUUGUGUGUAUUGUUUUAAGCGGACAUGUACCCCUAUGCAAUCUCUCUGACCAGCAAUGAUCUUUGAUGUCCAUAACACUAAACGACUUAACCUAACUGAUGUUAGGCCUUCAGUCUGCAGAAUUCGCUUCAUAGUAUUUGCGUUUUUCAUGCGAGUCUAAAGGGUAAAUGCCCUAACACAAAGAGAAAAAAAAGAGGAAGCGAGGGGAAGUUCUGAAGACUGAAGAAGCCAUGGUUUUUGUCUUUGUUAUCCUAUCAACAAUACUAAGUUAUGAUUAAUAUCUAUGUAAUUAUUGUUACAUUUGUCUCAUCUUUCUUUUUCAGAUGUGGAUGAGUGUUCAUCCAACAGCACCAACUCGUGCCAGUAUACCUGUAUAAACACGCUGGGAGGUUACAGAUGUGAAUGUCCAGUUGGUUAUCAUCUCAGUGCUGAUGGGAAGAAGUGUCAAGGUAAACUGAUCCGCCUUCUAUGACUGAGUCAUUUCGUGAACGCUCUUUAUUUUUUAUUUAUGCCUAUAAGUCGAGUUUCGCCCUAAAAUUUUAUUUGACGUGAAAUGAGUGACGCAAUGUUUUGAAGUUAACUCCUUUUUUCUGCUUUUCCUUUCCUUUGCCUUAAACUUUCAAGACGUUUUCUCGCUUCGUUUUGAAGAGAUGUUGUUCACUGCUGAUAGUUUGUAGAUGAUGAACGUAAAGGAAUGUCCAUGGACUCAAUUAUGCUCUCGCAAAAAGGCCCCUUUUCUAUUUCACCGCGGCAUACCUUAAUUAUGCCACGUUUUUGUCCUAUUUAUGCACCAAAUGAUUGAGAGUAAAUAUCGCGCUAUUGGAGAUAGCGUGAAUUUAUAGCAUAAAGGUUUUUAUCAUAUUUUAGGGAGUUAACUUUGCAUAUUUGUUGAUUCAUUAGAUGUUGAUGAAUGUGCGCUGACGGGUGGACCUUGCAGUCAGAAUCAUUGUUAUAACACGAGAGGCAGUUAUCAAUGUCUACCUUCUUCAUGUCCACAGUAUUAUAACAACGUCGGAAGCGGGUAAGUAACUCGACCUUUUCCGAACGGUCUCCUAUCGUUUUAGCAUCAUUUUCCGAUCAGGCGUCGACAUUCAUUGGAUAUUACCUUCAUUCAGUAUACUCCCUAUGAGGUCGGCUUUGUAAUUGCCUUGAUAGUCUAGAGGUUUUCCUUAAUUUGUCUGAGUUUUCAGGAUCAAACACUGUCAUUUAGAAGAAGUCUUUUUCAACUUCAGGUUCUGCGUAAAUCAGUGUUCGACCCCAGGCUACUACUGUACGGCUCAAGCAACGCGCCAGGAAGUGUUUACACUACCGCUUGGAUUUCCCGCCGAUACCGACAUUGCCCGUCUGAUCCCAUUUUUCCCGCCAUACAUGGCUUCGCUUCGAUAUUACUGCCAGUUUCAGUAUACAUUCUCAACCCAGCCAUCCCCGUUCGGUAUCAGGAUGCUUGGAAACCAGGCGGUCAUAUUCACAAAAGAGAAGCUGGGAAAAGCGGGAAUCCAUCAGUUGCAAGUCACUGCAGAUCUGCACUACAUGGAUGGAACGCUAGCCUGUAGAACUGUGUUUACAGUGUAUAUAGACAUUUCUAGGUUUAGCUUUUGAACAUUUGAUGUGCUACCACAGUUAACACUUAUAUCCAAAUGUGUUUUAACGUUGCAAGGAUCUUUGCGUGAGUUGUCGUAACUUUGUCAUACUUACUCAUGCUUAGUCUGGUCUAGACUUCAGGUUUGGAGCUAUUUUACAUCUGAGUGUCAAAAGUAAUCAGAGAAUGCAUAGCUUUUACAGAACUUUGCCUAGUGAUUACCUUGGAAAACUUAGCAACCAGUUAUUAUUUAUCACCUGGGUUGGGGG
Molecule: messenger RNA, 20013 nt
Organism: Pocillopora meandrina
Lineage: Eukaryota; Metazoa; Cnidaria; Anthozoa; Scleractinia; Pocilloporidae
Source: the annotation of a GenBank genome assembly